This is a messenger RNA of Mycena indigotica, 1902 nucleotides long. Its product is annotated as MRS7 family protein. Lineage: Eukaryota; Fungi; Basidiomycota; Agaricomycetes; Agaricales; Mycenaceae. Gene Ontology annotation, molecular function: ribosome binding; calcium ion binding. The coding region runs from base 31 to 1902 and encodes 623 amino acids. Gene Ontology annotation, cellular component: mitochondrial inner membrane. Gene Ontology annotation, biological process: intracellular monoatomic cation homeostasis. The transcript is spliced from 9 exons. The record is from RefSeq and is a predicted model, not a curated record.
AGAUUUCUUGCCUUCCGACUCUUUCUUCUUAUGUCUGUAUGGCUUCCCCGCCGUGCACCCGCUCUCCUUGCUCGCUCUCAUAGACUUCACCCACAUAUUCUUGCUCCGCAUUCACUUCGACCCGUAAUUCCCCUUCCCACACUUUCCCAGUCGCGCCGUUUUGAGAGUACGAAUCGCGACGUCUCUACUACAGCAUCCGAUCCCAAAGCUGGCCCACCCGCACCAAAAGAACAGCCCAAAGGUCCCCUCGUGACACGCGCUUGGAAAAAAGUGAAGCAUGAACUCCAGCAUUAUUGGCAUGGGUCGAAACUACUGGUUUCGGAGGUCCGCAUUUCCGCUCGCUUGCAAUGGAAAAUCCUCCACGGAGAGUCCUUAACACGUCGAGAACGUCGGCAGUUGAAGCGCACUACACAAGAUCUUCUGCGGCUCGUGCCCUUUGCUGUGUUCGUUGCCGUGCCCUUCAUGGAGUUACUACUCCCUGUUGCGCUGAAACUGUUUCCCAACAUGCUGCCUUCCACAUUUGAGGAUAAAUACGCUGCGGAGGAAAAACAACGAAAGUUGCUUCGUGUCCGGUUAGACAUGGCCAAAUUCUUGCAAGAAACACUCCGGGAGUCUGGGUUGAAAGCUAAUGCUCACAUUGUCGGAACCGAUGCAUUUAAAGAAUUCUUUCGCAAGGUACGAUCUACUGGGGAGUCUCCCUCCGCAACGGAUAUUAUCAAUGUGGCCAAGCUUUUCGACGACGACCUGACACUGGAUAACUUGUCACGACCUCAGCUUGUGUCGAUGUCGCGUUAUAUGGGACUCAAUGCUUUUGGGACGGAUAACUUCCUUCGAGGACAAAUCCGCUCGCGGCUGCUUGACCUUCGACGCGAUGACCAGUCAAUAGACUCGGAGGGUGUUGGCGAAUUAUCGACCUCUGAAUUACAGGCUGCUUGCCAAUCUCGCGGUAUCCGCACGGGCGGGCUUUCUCCUGCGCGUUUACGGGAAGAGCUUAAUACGUGGAUUCAUUUGCAUUUACACAACCGUGUUUCUGGCGUCCUGUUGGUCCUCGGAAGAGCAUUCCACUUCGACAAAAAGCCCACCGACGGAGUUGAUGGGAAGUCAGUCGUCAUACAAAGCUUGGAAAGUGUGUUGAGUGGCUUGCCGGACAAUCUGCUCAAUGAAGCGGAACUUGAGGUCGACUCUGACAAGGCUAGUUACAAGCAGAAACUAGAGGUACUGCAACAACAGGAAGAACUGAUCGAAGACGAAGAGGAGCAAGAGCAAAAGGAAGAAGAUGCUCGUCGUGCAAAGAGGGAAGCAGCAGAACUAGAGGCUUCCACGGCUCAAUCUCUUCUCCCUGACUCUGAGCUAAUUCCUGAAGCAACCGUCGAGGACUCCGCCCGCAUGACCACCGAACAGCUGAAGGAGCUGGCUGAUGCCAUGUCCAUUCUUUCCGCCAAGUCCAGUGUUUUGAAAGAACGAGACGAGUUAAGGGCUCUUAUGGAAGAGAACUUGCAAGCUAAUGAGGAUCCCAAAUCACCUGAUGGUGCUCUGACCAAACGGAUCCGGUCCAUGCUUACGAAAAUCGACAAGCAAUUGGAGGAAUACGAUUCACGGGUUGGCAGCUCACUGCAAUUGAUGUCUGCUGAUGCGCAAGGCCGGAUAUCGGUGAAAGACUUGGAAAAAGCGCUCGCGGUGAUCAGGCACAAACCCGACGAUGAUGUCGGUCAUGCUGUCAUCCAAAAACUCGAUGUGGACAACGAUGGCUUCGUCGAAUUAGAACAUGUUUUGGGACUAGUUAGAGAGGAAGGACUGGGUAUUGUCUUGGACGAUGAUGCUCAGUCACUGCUUGGCCAAGGACGGGAGAUCAAAAACUCUGGUCCUCGCAAGGAGGACAUUGUCAAGGACCAAGAAUCAUGA